AAUGGAAUUGUCUUGCAGAAAUUUAUUAAGAAAUACUUGAAGGAAUACAAUGGAGAGCAAAGAAAAGAUCAAGUUUUCAGAAAUCCGGAAUUCCAUUGAAGUUCUUCAGAGUGAAAGAAGCGGACUGGAAGCUUUUUUGAAAAAAAUAAUCAAAAUUUGGAAGUCUUUGGAGGAAAGCAACGAAGCAGCUGAUAAAGAAAUCCAAAAAUUGAGAAUUAAGGAACACAAAAUUGAAGCAUCCUGUAAAGUUUGUGAAUUUCAAGAACAGAAGCUGCUGAAAAAAGUCGAAAACCUCGAAGAGAAGGACCGAGUUCUACGUGAAAAUGUCUCAGCCACCCACCUCAAAAUCAAAGGAUAUAAUGAAGAGUGUUUUAAGGAUACAGAGAACUUUGAAAAAGAAGCGCAAAGUCUUUCAGAAAAUUUCCUUUCAUCAUUUUCGAUCAAGGGAGUCGGUGGAGUAAAUGAAAAUAUUUAUAACUUGAUAGAAGAAACAAGAAAAGAAUACGAGGAAACAAUUACCGCUCUGAAUAAAGCCAAGAACGAAUUAGAUGACAUCAUCAUGUACCAAACACCACGCAGCCAAAAGGAAAUCGAAAUACCUCUGAGUCAAAGGAAAGUAAUUCUGAAAAUAUUUGAGAAUGCUCUCGUUGAAGCAAAAAGCUCAUUUAAUAAUUUGAAAGAAGUAAAAAGCAGUAAAGAAGCAGAAUUGGAAAAAUUAAACAGGUCACUUUUUUAAGUCCCUUAAAUCCCAAGUAAAAGAAAUUCUUUCUUCUUUAAAGUUUUCUUCCAUUGAACUACAUGUUUGUAACUAAGCUUACGCUUCUAUUUAAAUAUUUAAAUGUAACUUAUGAAAGGUGUUACUUAACAAUUUUUGAUGAAAAUAAACUAUACAAAUAGGAAAUGAAAUGGGUGCUUAAUUUAACUAACUGAAUUAAUCACAGUGAUUACAGUUUUAUUAUUAAGAAAAUUGCUUUCAUAAUAAUAAUCAUUUGAAAUAUUUCUUUAAAAGUUCUAAAUUCUUUAAAAUUUCAGUUUUGCUUCAAAUAAUAUCAAUGUCAAUAAUAACAAUAUCUGUUGGCAGCACUUUU
Molecule: messenger RNA, 1088 nt
Organism: Stegodyphus dumicola
Lineage: Eukaryota; Metazoa; Arthropoda; Arachnida; Araneae; Eresidae
Product: synaptonemal complex protein 1-like
Source: RefSeq, a predicted model, not a curated record